ACUAUAAAUACAAUCCCCUUCCAUUAUCUCCUCAUCCUAAAUAGUCAUCCUCCUCAAGUCACAGAGCUCUAACCACCUUUCCAACAAUUAUGGAGGGCAGAAAACUCAAGAUUUUCAUCUCAUCCUGUCUGCUUCUCUCUUUGGCCUUCCCUUCAGUCACCAUGGCCGAGGAAAUCCCCAAAAAACCAGAGGAGAAGACAGCAGCAGUGGUGGUGGAAGGCAUGGUCUACUGCCAGAGCUGUGAACAGUUUGGAUCAUGGUCCUUAACUGGGGCUGAGCCUAUCCCUGCUGCCAAAGUCAGUGUCAUCUGCAAAGACCACAAGGAUCAAGUCAGCUUCUACAAGGCUUUUGAGACCGAUGGGAACGGUUACUUCUAUGCUGAACUUGAUGGCUUCAAGAUGAGCCAUAAUAUUCUGGAUCAUCCCCUCCACUCAUGCCAUGUGAAGCUUGUUUACUCGCCUCUUGAGAACUGCAACCUUCUCUCCAAUGUCAACUAUGGUCUCUCUGGUUCCCCACUUCGCUAUGAGAACAAGAGAUUGUUUGGGAAGCAUUAUGAGGCUGUGAUCUAUGCUGCAGGUCCCUUGGCUUUCCGUCCUGCUCAUUGCCCUCCAAAGACUCAUGACUGAUUUUAUUACCAUUUGUUUGUAAGCUUCGCAUUGAUGUUCAGUCAGUUUCCUUCCAUUUUUUUUAGCUCCUGUUGAUUCAACAGUUCCUUUCCAAACAAGUUGGGAUUUUGUUUUCUUCUUGAAUAAACUGGAUUCAAUUGUAGAAAAUCCCCCAAAAGCAAAUAAAUGAAUGAUUCAGUCACA
Molecule: messenger RNA, 809 nt
Organism: Vitis riparia (riverbank grape)
Lineage: Eukaryota; Viridiplantae; Streptophyta; Magnoliopsida; Vitales; Vitaceae
Product: non-classical arabinogalactan protein 30
Exons: 1
Coding region: 90-626 (178 amino acids)
Source: RefSeq, a predicted model, not a curated record